UUUCGGUCGCCGACAACAAAUCCGCAAAAUAUGUUCUCGGUUUAGGUGGUUUUAGGCAAUUAUUCGGAGAAAAUGUUGCGUAAAUUAGCAUGUAGUAUUGUGCAGAGCCACACAACCGCACGAUGUAUCGUGCCGGUUGCCCGCAUGUCACAGUACGGGCCACACUUUAUCGAACCGAUCGUCAGCAAGGAUGAAAUCAACAAGCUACAGGAGACGGGUGAGCUGUCGAAGAUCGCGCACGUUCCGAUCAAGGCGGCCCUUGCGAACCAAACCACGUCCGUGUUUUACGAUCCGCUCGUCAGCCAGUUUACGAAUUAUGUAAUGAAGCAGGGCAACAAAGAGCUGGCCCGCGGUUUAGUCGAGAAAGGGUUCGAAAACAUCAAGCGUAUGCAGCUCGAGCGAUACCAUCUAGCCGAAAGUGACGAGGAGCGGGCCAAGAUCGAGCUAAAUCCGCGCAAACUGCUGCACCAGGCGGUGGAAAACUGCCGGCCACUGCUACAGCUGACACCGAUCAAACGCGGUGGAGUGCGGUAUCAGGUACCGGUGCCGGUGACGGAGAAACGUUCAUACUUUCUCGCAAUGAAGUGGCUGUUGGAGGCAGUACGGGAGAAGGAACGAACGGUACACUUUCCAGAGAAGAUGGCCUGGGAAAUUCUGGAUGCAGCGGCCAACCAGGGCAAAGUGGUAAAGCGAAAGCACGAGCUACACCGUCAGUGUGAAGCAAACCGAGCCUACGCCCACUACCGGUGGAGUUAAGAGGCCAACGAGGUUGCAAUGGUGUACGAUCACAAGAUCGCUUUGAGUAAAACAAGUAAAACAUAUUAUAAUCCAAA
Anopheles aquasalis is the source of this 833-nucleotide messenger RNA. RefSeq names its product mitochondrial ribosomal protein S7 (gene mRpS7). Gene Ontology annotation, biological process: translation. Lineage: Eukaryota; Metazoa; Arthropoda; Insecta; Diptera; Culicidae. The record is from RefSeq and is a predicted model, not a curated record.